GAGAGCAGCUUCUGGUUAUGGAAGCGGAGAUUGUAGAGACGCUUUGCUUGUUUGAAAGAUAUUUUCCUCCAAGUUUCUUUGAUAUCAUGGUCCAUUUGACUGUGCAUCUAGGAAGGGAGACCCGGCUUGGUGGACCUGUCCAUUUUAGAUGGAUGUACCCAUUUGAAAGGUACAUGAAAGUCCUCAAAGACUUUGUUAGAAAUCCUGCUAGACCAGAAGGGUGCAUUGCUGAGUCUUAUCUUGCCGAGGAAUGUAUGAAGUUUUGCAAUGAAUUUCUCAAGAAGUCAACAAAUGUACAAGACAAAGUAGAGAGAAACAUGGACUAUGAGAACAGCUCUAUCUUAGAGGGUCGUCCAAUAUCAGCUGGCACAUCAGUUACACUCACUGAAAUGGAGAAGAAAAUAGCACAUCUUGCUAUCAUCCAAAACCUUGCUCUCGUCGAACCUUUUGUAGAGUAAGAAUCCUAUUCUUUAUAUUUAUAUUGUCUUUACUCGUUUUGAUAUUUAUUUCUAAUAUGCACAUUCUCUGUCCAGUGAGCAUCUCCAGUAUUUACAAGACUCAGAUGACAGAUGUAGGAGAGAUGCAUCCGUCUUAUGGAGUAUGCAUACUAAGAAUUUUGCUUCAUGGCUAAAAGAAAAGGUACAAGAUUUGUUAUCUGGUUUUGAUAAUAUGAUAUAGGUGUUUUACUAGUCUUAACUUUUGUAGGUGCCUCUUGAUGCUAAAGAACAUGACGAAACACUCAAGUGGCUAGCCUAUGGUCCACGUUCUUCAGCAAAGUCAUAUACGGGCUAUAUAGUUAACGGUCAGAGGUUUCACACCGCAUCAGUUGAUAUGAAAAGUCAGAAUUCUGGGGUUUACUAUGAGGAUACAGCAGUUUGUUGAUCUAGUGCGAAAGAUACAACACAGGUGGUUGAUUGGGUUUCCUACUACGGCAGAGUAACUGACAUCAUUCUGAUAGACUAUAAUGUCUUCUAUGUUCCUCUGUUCCGGUGUCAUUGGGCUGUAAUGGGUAAUGGAGUGAAGAUUGAAGAUGGUUUCACACUUGUUAACAUGAACCAUAGUCAAGCCUCUUUCACAAGUGAUCCUUACAUAAUGGCUUCUCAGGCGAACCAAGUCUUUUACUCAAGGGAAAAUGAGUCUUCUAACUGGUAUAUUGUAAUGAGAGGUCCUUCAAGAAGAUAUAGUAAAGAAGAUAUUCAAGAGGGAAAUGCUGAGAUUGGGCCACUGCCUACAAAUAUUGACAUGGAAGUUGACAAUGAUGAAGCCUAUAAUGCCAGAACAGAUUGUGAAGUCAUAUAUGUCUGAAACGUAUCCUUACUUUAUGUGCUUGUUCUGUGCUUGUUUGCUUCUGUCUGUGCUUGUUCUGUGCUAGUUUGCUUCUGUGUGUGCUUGUUUUGUGCUUCGUUGUUGUUUUUUUUGGAUUUAACUUUUUCCUGCUCAUAAUUUGAUGCAGGUAAAUUGAGAUGAAACGUGGAAAAAAGAGAGGAGUCAGGAAGUCAACAAAGAAAGUAGUACAAGAAGAUUCAGAAGUUGAGUUUGUCUGUACU
This is a messenger RNA of Brassica napus (rape), 1547 nucleotides long. RefSeq lists its product as uncharacterized. The record is from RefSeq and is a predicted model, not a curated record. Lineage: Eukaryota; Viridiplantae; Streptophyta; Magnoliopsida; Brassicales; Brassicaceae. The coding region runs from base 18 to 458 and encodes 146 amino acids. The transcript is spliced from 2 exons.